UAUCUUUUAUAAAAAAUCCCAAAUAAUAUUAAAAUGUCUUGCGGUAAACAAGUCAGGUUAGUAAAGAAAUGGGACAAACCCCGGAAAAUAGAGGUCAUUAAGCCGUCUAAAUACGAGAAGACCCCAGUAGCUGUGAGGACUCACUGGAGGAAUGUCAUCAAGGCUCUGGAGCUGUCAUACAAAGAUGAAAAGUUCUGGGAGACUCAAUCUGACAAAGUCAGGGAAUUGGUUGGACCAAAAAUAUUUAAAAGGCUCGAGAAGAUCUUUAAUCUGCCGCCCCGGGUCGGCUUAUACGAGCCCAAAUCUGAUGUCGUGUCGAGGCAAGCUUCACAUGAAUUUUAUCACCGUACACAUGUGAGGAAGGAGGCUGUGUUACCGACGACAUGCUCCGCGACAGAUUUCGACGAGUCGCUCUACAAGAACGAUAUAGAAGAAUUAGCCGAAGAGGAAUCCGAGAGAUGGUCCACUUCUACCAACAUAUACGAUAGUGUAUGUUAUAUGCCGAGUAACAGAGUGAGUUUGAUACGAAGCAGAUCGAGCGUUGGUCGCAGUGGCUCAGCGAAAGGAUCGAAAUAUAGAACCUGGUCGUCCGUAAAAUCAUGGAAACCAAAAGCGUCAUAUGAUGUAGCGUCUUCGUAUUUUGAUGACCUGAUUGUCCACCACAGCAGGAAUAAAGAUAAGGAAAAAUCAUCAAGAGCUCACAAUCCACAUCAUCACAUGUUGUACUGCAGCGAAUCCGAAACUGAUAUGAUCAAAUGGAAUUCCAAAUACAAACAGAAGAAACUUGAGGUGUCAGCCUCCGACGAGUAUAGCAGAAGAGCUGAAAUUUUGACUAAAACCAUUGCAAAAGACUUCUACGACUGGUGGGUAUCUCUUGGUAGCCUUGAAUUCAAAAGUGAAAUAAAACGUGCUGAAGAUAUUGAAGAAUUGUUUCAGCUUUGGUUCGACGAGCAUGCUUCUCGAGAGCUGAAAUUGGAUCACAAAAUUGUUCCUUGCGUUUUGAAAUCUAUUUCUGAGUACACUGGAAUUAAAAAGGCUUCCUGCUCCGAAGUGUUGAAGCAGCAAAUAGCUAAUGACAUUCACGCUGAAACGAAACCAGCUCAUACUGUAGCGUUUGCAUCAAGUCUGCCACAAAAACUGAAGCAUCUUCCGCCGAAAAAUAACACGAAAGAACUGUGGGGGCCGGUGCCAAUACCCGAAGAUUUAAAGUCCAUGACUUGUGUUUGGGGCGACAUACAACACUUGACAUCGACGAAAGCGUUCCUGAAAUGGAUGAAGCAAAAGCCAGAUUUGCGUAUACCGCCUUUCCUACAGAAAGUUGACAAGGGGGGCAAAAAACUCCCUUACACGGUACCAUCCGACUACGUCCAAGCUGAAAAGACAAAGUCCGAUCUAGCGGUGCUCGCCUCUAAACUGUCGAUCGACCUGAGCAAGGAACUAAGCAAUCUAAUGUCUUGA
Molecule: messenger RNA, 1458 nt
Organism: Aricia agestis (brown argus)
Lineage: Eukaryota; Metazoa; Arthropoda; Insecta; Lepidoptera; Lycaenidae
Exons: 8
Coding region: 34-1458 (474 amino acids)
Source: RefSeq, a predicted model, not a curated record